AUCCUUGCCAUCAACAUCGUUAAUCUCGACAACAGUGGAUAUGCUGAUAUUUCUUAAUUAAUGAAGACAAAUGAAUGCAUUGUUAUCAUCGACAUGCUUAAUUUGGACAAGGAGGGCAUAUGCUGAUGCUUCUUAUCAAUUAACUGUGAGCAAAAUGCAUGCAUUGUGAUAAUCGACAUGGCGUAACCUACUCAAAUGGGAGUGCACUCAUACAUUUGUAUUUAUACACACACAUACCUGGAACACAAGAUCAUCACCACGAGAAAAGCUAAGGUUCUGUUAGGCAUAGUUGCCUCUUCUUCCCUAAAGGUUGGCAUGUAUUUUUUUAUUGUUGCAUAAAUUUUCCAUUAAAUAUUUCAGUAGGCUGAUUACUUGUUUGGCUAGGAGAUAAUGCUUUCGAUUAUGACAUCUUCCUAGGUUUAGAGCAUAUUUCCCAUCCCUUUAUUAGUUAAUACCAGAGAUUAUUAUUAUUAUUAUUAUUAUUAUUAAAACAAAACACCAUGCACGUUUCUCUUGGUUAUCUAUGUAUUUCUCAAUUAUUUAUGCUUGUUGUUAAUUAACAGUUUCGAAAGGGAGGAAGGCUCGGGUUAGUGCGUGAUAAGGGUAGACAUGCCUGGUCCGGUGCCUGAAUCAUGGCCGGGUCUGGUUGGUACUGAACUGAAUGCAGCAGUUCAGAUCAUCCAUCAGGAGAGGCCAGAUAUCAGAAUUGCCCGAGUACUCCCUCCAGGAGAGGCUCCAUCCCCACCGCCACAAGACCAAGAACGCGUUAUCAUUUACAACGAUGUCGGCCCGGUGCCUAAUACAUGGGUGGUUGUUCCUCCUGCACCAUAUGUUGGCUAGCUAGCCUGCCUUACAUGGCUGGCUUUACCUUUUGUGCCUUUAUUAUUAAAGGCUAGAAUCAAUUGAAUAAGGUGAGCGAGUGUGAUAUCGAUCGCCAUGCAUUAAUAAUGCUAUGUAGUCUAUGUGGGCAUGCCUGAAUUAUAUUGUUUACUCAUAUAUGUAUUAGUGUGAUGAAUCUACAAAUAUUUCAAUGAGUGUACGAUUUGGCAAUGGAAUAAUGAAUUAUGUGUUUUCCUUUUUCGAUGAGUGGCUUGCUUUAUCUUGUACGGCCUAUAAUAUUAGCACCAUGUCAUACACAAGUAUCAAUGUGCGUUUUUAGAAAGAAUUGAAGUCAUACUCAAUUAUCAAUGUCAGUUCUUUUUAAAGAAUUGGUAGUGAUCAUGCUUGUGGAAAAUACGUAGAAUCCUUUGAUGUCCUGGCCGAGUCACAUGUCCCAACCCCUAGUGUCUAUCUUGCAUGUCUCUACAUCUCUCUCACUUACGUCCUCAAUGGAUAUCUCUCAUCGCUUAGUAAGCCCGCUGACCCUUCCCAUAAAAAAAGGAAAAAAAUACACCACGAAAGCUAAAGGAAAUAUGUCAUACGUAUAUCACAAUUCCUCCACUGAUCAUGGAACACCUAGAUGCAGUAGAGUAAGUGACAGCAACAAUUGUUCAGCUUAAGAGGUCAACUUCACAGUUACUGGUAGCACCAGAUUACAAUCUUACAUGACAGAGCUAGAAAGAUUGCACCUUUGCUGAAUCUAGAUCAACCAUGAUGCACCUUUGCACUAUUGGAACGAUAGAGAACAGAUAAUGGACGUUAGAAUUCACACUAGUAGAGAAUGGAAUAAUGUGAUAGCGCCGUAGCGGCCGAAUUUGCUAAAACUUAGUGUUUCCUCUUCAAAUACGCUGUAACGACGCUAUAACGGUGAAAUAGCAUGCUAGUUUUUUCUUUGACACAGAUGGAUCAUAUCUGUGCUCCGAUGGCUCGUCGGCAAACGAUAUGUUGCUCAGAGACUCAAGUGGUGGGAUCAUAUUUACUGCAUGUCGACAUCUUAGCACGUGUGAUAAUGCUCUUGAGUUAGAACUGUCAGCAAUCUCUGAAGAUGUAUCAUUAGCUUUGCAGUGGAGUAAUCUGCCUAUAAUUGGAGAAUCGGACUGUCUUGAGGCCUGUUGGCGCCGCCUCUCGCAGCUCCUUCUUCUUCUACCUCUCGUUGUCUCUGACAACUCUCUCUUCUCUCAAUAGCACAAGAACGCACACACACAUGGGAAUAGACACACAUGGUGACAUACACAAAGGAGAAAACCAGCCGCUGCUUUGCCGAGAGGCUCCGUCCUUGAUGAACAUACUGACUAGUA
This is a messenger RNA of Aegilops tauschii subsp. strangulata, 2177 nucleotides long. NCBI's taxonomy places the organism in Eukaryota, Viridiplantae, Streptophyta, Magnoliopsida, Poales, Poaceae. The record is from RefSeq and is a predicted model, not a curated record.